This is a messenger RNA of Notothenia coriiceps (black rockcod), 1616 nucleotides long. It is a transcript of the gene eif5, whose product is annotated as eukaryotic translation initiation factor 5. NCBI's taxonomy places the organism in Eukaryota, Metazoa, Chordata, Actinopteri, Perciformes, Nototheniidae. The coding region runs from base 513 to 1601 and encodes 362 amino acids. Gene Ontology annotation, cellular component: cytosol. Gene Ontology annotation, biological process: formation of cytoplasmic translation initiation complex; translational initiation. The record is from RefSeq and is a predicted model, not a curated record. The transcript is spliced from 10 exons. Gene Ontology annotation, molecular function: translation initiation factor activity; GDP-dissociation inhibitor activity; eukaryotic initiation factor eIF2 binding.
GCCGUGCGUCAUGCGCUGCGUCCGUUGGCAUGACGUCCGUCAGUUAAAGCGACGUGAGUUAGCAGUGUUUCGCGGAACAUUCGAGAGGUCCCCCAAAACCCCCGAGGACUUUCCAGUUAACCUCCGAGCCUGGCAACUGCACUGUUUGGACGCUUUAGGGUGUUUAACUGUGCAUCUUUGGGAACUGAAAAAACACUAAGAACCCUGCUGCAAUCGAUACAACACCAGCACCAGCCAUCGACCAGCGUUCACUGCGGCUCUUGGACGAUCAGCGUUGUGUUUAUGUCUUUGUUUUGCGAAAACGAGCUGUUGCGCAGCCGUUGGAACCUGUGUGGUGGAAAUCUAGCCUUCAAGCAAGGAGCUUGCGGCCAUAGCGGCACAGCGUUUUUCAUGUCAAAGACAGAGCGCGCUUGCAGUCGUUUAUGUCAUCCCCUCUUUUCCAGACAGAAGAUCCCAAAAAAUCCCCAACCAAGAUCCUUUUAUCGUACUGAUAGUGCUAACAUCCAGCCAAAAUGUCUGUCAACGUCAACCGCAGCGUGUUGGACCAGUUCUAUCGCUACAAGAUGCCCCGUCUGAUUGCCAAGGUGGAAGGAAAAGGGAAUGGAAUCAAGACGGUCAUUGUCAACAUGGUAGAUGUUGCAAAGGCAUUGAACAGGCCUCCAACAUACCCAACCAAGUUUUUUGGUUGUGAACUCGGUGCUCAGACCCAGUUUGAUAGCAAAAACGACCGUUACAUCGUCAACGGAUCCCACGAGGCGAACAAGUUGCAGGACAUGCUUGAUGGGUUUGUCAGAAAAUUUGUUCUGUGUCCCGAGUGCGACAACCCUGAAACUGAACUGCAUGUCAAUCCCAAGAAACAAACCAUUGGCAAUUCCUGUAAAGCCUGUGGAUACCGCGGCAUGCUUGACACCAGACACAAACUCUGCACGUUCAUCCUCAAAAACCCACCAGAUCCUACUGAAGGUGGAUCUGCACCUGUAAAAAAAGAAAAGGAGAAAAAGAACCGCAAGAAGGACAAGGAGAACGGCUCCGGCAGCGGAGAGGGUGGCAGCAGCGAAAACUUUGAUGCUCCUCAAGUUGUGGACAGAGACGACGAUGAUGAAGACUGGGCGGAGGAGACGACUGAGGAAGCACAGAGGAGGCGAAUGGAGGAGAUCAGCAACCACGCCAAGAACCUGACGCUCAGCGAGGACCUGGAGAAACCCCUGGAGGAGAGGGUCAACCUGUUCUACAACUUUGUGAAACAUAAGAAGGAGACGGGAACCAUCGAUGCGGCCGAUAAGGAUAUCUUGGUGGAGGCGGAGCGUCUGGAUGUGAAGGCCAUGGGCCCCCUCAUCCUCAGCGAGCUGCUCUUCAACGAGAACAUCCGCGACCAGAUCAAGAAGUACAAACGCCACUUCCUGCGGUUCUGCCACAACAACAAGAAGGCUCAGAAGUAUCUGCUGGGAGGUUUUGAGUGCGUCGUGAAGCUGCAUCAAGUUCAGCUGCUGGCUCGAGUUCCCAUCAUCCUCAAAGAGAUGUACGACUCGGACCUGCUGGAGGAAGACGUCAUAUUCGCCUGGGCUGAGAAGGUGGGUGUCGAUCUACAUUUGAUUGAUUAAAAGUACAUAAGGGGG